Drosophila eugracilis is the source of this 5674-nucleotide messenger RNA. It is a transcript of the gene alpha-Man-IIb, whose product is annotated as alpha-mannosidase 2. Gene Ontology annotation, biological process: protein deglycosylation; N-glycan processing; mannose metabolic process. Lineage: Eukaryota; Metazoa; Arthropoda; Insecta; Diptera; Drosophilidae. The record is from RefSeq and is a predicted model, not a curated record. Bases 684 to 4433 code for a protein of 1249 amino acids. Gene Ontology annotation, cellular component: Golgi membrane. Gene Ontology annotation, molecular function: carbohydrate binding; alpha-mannosidase activity. The transcript is spliced from 5 exons.
UGAAUAAAUAUUAACUGAAGUUGUAAAAAUUACAAAGAUUGUACUCCGAAAUUACGAAUUUUUUGACCAAUUUUCGGAAUCGCGCAUUGAGUUUACAUUCUCAGCCGCAUUGGCGCUUUAUCCGAACUUUUACCUACAGAAAUGUGUGACCGCGCUUGCGCUCAAGAAAAAUACCUCAAAAAAGCCAGAAUAAAGAAUGUAAUACAGCACACUGAAAUGCAACGACCAGUCUGCAAAAGAAAUUCAAAUCGUUCGGUUGGGUAGCGGACGUUUUUAUUUUAUCCCAAAACAACAUUGUCGCAUUUGUCGCAUUUUAUUGAUUCGCAACGACGAGAAUCCUUGAUCAAGUCAAGUGUUAGUUAAAGCAAUUAGCUCAAUAUAUCAAACUUAUUUCACAUAUUUGGUUUAGUACUUUUAUUAGAAGACUUAAAUUGUUUUUGCGCGGGUGUAAGUGCACGUGUGUGUGUGUCUGUUUAUAAAGGAUUACGGGAAAAUUGAUACUCUUCGACGAGACGAUGUAUGUGUGCGUGGGAGUUAAAGGAAACACGAAAAGUUAUUAACAAAAUUAGAGUUCAACAAAUGAUGUAGAACAUAGUUUAAAUAAGGAAAAAGAAGAAGCCCAGCAGCCAGAUCGUCCCGGGGAUUCCCAGCCGGGAACAAGCAAACGCAAUCCACUAACCAGGAUGUCGUUCAAGCUCUUUCGCCGCGGAUCGGCGCGUUGCAUCGGUCUACUAUCGGCGUUCGUCACGAUCCUCCUCUGCCUCUACUACAUCUCCAUUGGGCAGCCCAAUCCGGCGCCCAUUUCCGAGACGGGUGCUCCUUCGGUGGCGAUACGAGGAUCACCAUUCAAUGCUUUAUCCGGUUUCAGUGUGGGAGGAGGCUCAUCCUCAAUGAUACAUCAACAGAAACAGCACACUGCGGUCGUCUCGAAUCAAAAGAGAUCCUCUGAAACAAAGGCGGUGGAAACAUCAGAGGCACCAGAACUGCAACCAGAGGAGGUGUACGCCAACAGCAAUUGGGGUGACAAGUGCUACGAACUGAUCCAGAGCAACACGAAUAUAACUGCCAGCGAGGAACACAGUAGGUUCGACUUUCAGCCGGAAUGGAUGCGCUCAAAGGAGUACUGGGAUCGUGGAUUCGAAGAGCGCUUUGAUGCGCAGAAAAAGGACAAACAGCGGCCACCACUGAAGAUCAUAGUGGUCCCGCACUCCCAUAAUGAUCCUGGAUGGUUAAAGACUUUCACUAACUACUUCCAGUCGGACUCGCGGCAGAUCCUCAACCUGCUGGUUACCAAGAUGCAGGAGUACACAGACAUGACCUUCAUUUGGUCGGAGAUCAGUUUCCUGCAACUGUGGUGGGAUCAGGCGCAUCCCACCAAACAACGAGCUCUGAAGCGACUGAUUGACGCUGGACGCAUUGAGAUCACCACCGGUGGAUGGGUGAUGACGGACGAGGCGAAUGUCCAUAUUUAUCCGAUGCUGGAUCAGCUUAUCGAAGGUCACCAGUGGCUGAAGAACAACCUGAAUGUGACACCAAAAGUAGGAUGGUCUAUAGAUCCAUUUGGUCAUGGCAGUACGGUGCCGUAUCUGCUAUCUGGAGCAAAUUUCGAGGGUACCAUCAUCCAGCGGAUUCACUACGCCUGGAAACAGUGGUUUGCCCGUCAGCAGUCGGGUGACUUCAUCUGGAAGCCGUAUUGGAGGAGUAGAAAUGGAAAGGAUAGUGAAACUGGCAGUCUGCUUACCCAUAACAUGCCUUUCGAUAUUUACUCGAUAAAGGGUUCCUGUGGCCCUCAUCCCUUUAUCUGCCUAAACUUUGACUUCCGCAAGAUUCCCGGAGAGUACACAGAGUACUCGGUGAAGGCUCAAUUCAUCACUGACGACAAUCUGGAGUCCAAAGCGCAGCUGCUGCUGGAACAAUAUUCCAGAACUGCCUCACUUUUUCCACACAACGUGGCUCUUAUCCCGGUGGGCGAUGACUUUCGGUACAACAAGGACCGUGAAGUGGAUCAGCAGUAUCAGAACUACAAGAAGCUUAUAGAUCACAUCAUGGCCAAUAAACGACUUUAUAACGCGGAUAUCCGAUUUGGCACUCCCAGUGACUACUUCGAGGCCAUCAAGGAGCGCAUGAAGGAUCGUACUCCUGGUUUUCCAAGCUUCAAGGGUGAUUUCUUUGUGUACUCAGAUAUUUUCUCGGAAGGCAGACCAGCUUACUGGUCGGGUUACUUUACAACACGUCCCUUCUAUAAACUGCUAAGCUCGGAGCUGGAGCACCAGCUGCGUUCCGCAGAGAUCGUCUUUACCCUGGCAUACAACACUGCUCGCCAGGCGAAGCGGGAGAAUGCGAUCAAGAUUUAUGAGAAGAACUACGAGCUGAUUAUUAAUGCCAGACGGAAUCUGGGACUCUUUCAGCAUCACGAUGCUAUCACUGGUACCUCAAAGGCAGCAGUGAUGCGGGAUUAUGCUAUGCGCCUGUUUGAGAGCACCCAGAACAUGGUUAAAAUGCAGGAGUCCUGCUUGGAGCUCCUUCUGCAGAAGGGACAGCCUCGAAACCAUGGCUUUCUACUCAGCGAAUUCGAGCGAGAUAACUUCAAUAAGCUUCCCAGAAAGAUGCCCAUUCAAAUGGCCAAUGGCGACGAUUCAACGCCCACUGUUUCGGCGGGCGAGGGAGGAGCUGGUGGCUCAGCUUCCACAGGAUCAGUGGGCAGCUUUGUCCUUUACAAUUCGUUGGCUCAGAAGCGGUUAGAAAUCGUUACGCUCCGUGUCCAGCAUCCCAAUGUAAAGAUACUUAACGAUAAGGGCGUGGAAUUGAAUCACAUUCAGAUCAAUCCGGUAUGGAAUAUCACGGAUACCUACGAACAGGGCUUGGGCACCUCUGUCUCUGGUACAGUGGGACGUAUUCGCACCUCGACCCGUCAAUUCGAAGUAAUGUUCGUGGCUGAACUGGAGCCUUUGUCUCUUACCACGUAUCGGGUCCAAGUAGACGAAGUUAACUUCAAGCGGAACAUAGCCACCAUCUACUGUGAGGACUGCACGGAAACGACGACAGCAGCUGUGAGUCCAGCGGAGGAAACCGAAGCCUUGCCAGCUCCUGUUUUCCAGGCACAUGGCAAGCCGGAGGGCGACAUUCAGUUGGAAAACCCCCACAUGCGUCUGCUGUUCGACGAGAAGAGCGGUUUCCUCAAGACCAUCACGCGCAAAAACCAAAAAAAGGAGCUACUCAAGCCUCUUCAGUGCAAUAUCAAGUUCGCCGCAUAUCGCAGUGCCCAGUUCCACUCGGGUGCUUAUCUUUUCAAAACCGAUCCCGAGCAAAGCGAGGCGGAGAAAGAAGUGCUUGAGGGCUACACUGAUAUGCGCAUCAUCAUCACCUCAGGUCCAAUAGCCAGUGACGUGACCGUCAUCUAUGGACCCUUUUUAGCUCACACAGUGCGAAUCUUCAACACGCGGACACACCUCGAUGCCGCAAUAUAUGUGGAAAACGAUAUAGACUUUGAGCCGCCACCCAAAAAUCGGGAGACUGAGCUGUUUAUGCGGCUGGUGACUAACAUCGAUAAUAUUGCUCAAGUGCCGCAGCAGCGGGAUCCGCUGAAGGAACCAUCAGAUACGGCAACCAUGCCCGAGUUGCCUGUCUUCUACAGUGAUCAGAAUGGCUUCCAGUAUCAUGAACGCAUCAAGGUACCGGCUAUCGGAAUCGAAGGCAAUUACUUUCCCAUCACUUCGGGCGCGUUUAUCCAAGACUCUCGACUACGUCUUACCCUGCUAACCACUCAUGCUCAAGGAGUGGCUAGUUAUGAGCCAGGCCAGCUGGAGGUCAUGCUGGACAGACGAACACUGUAUGACGAUUACCGUGGAAUGGGCGAAGGCGUCGUGGACAGCCGACUUACGCGCCACAAGUUCUGGCUGCUUGUAGAGGACCUACCUGGUGGUCAGCAUGUUACCCAGCCACCCAGUUACAAGGUUCUCAGCCAACAGGCCCAACAUCUGGCCAACAACCUGCGUUACCCGCCGAAUCUCUACUUCGUUAGCAGUCUGGAGCAACCAGAACUGACCGCCGCCCUGUUGCCUUUGGUUAGGCUUUUACCUAAAGGAGCGCUACCCUGCGACGUUCACCUGACUACCCUGCGUACCCUAUCCGAUCCGGAGCUGCAGCUGUUUCCGUCCGCCUCGGCGCUGCUAGUAUUGCAUCGUCAAGGCUUCGACUGCAGUGUUAGCGCUGGCAGGGAAUUAUCCAUGGAGUCAGUAUGUCCCCUAUCCAGCAAGGGAUUGGGCAACGUUCAGUUGGGUCGCCUUACACUACACACAAUCGAGGCAACCAGUUUGACGGGGACGGAGCAGAAACCGUCAAAGGAAAGCUUUCACAUACGGUCUCUGGCUGAAGUCAGUCUGGAACCCAUGGAGCUGCGAACCUUCAACCUUACAUUCCGCUCGGAGGUGUAAGGUCGUCACAGACUAUCUAGCGGAAAUAUUUACUAUAUUUAUUUGUGGUUUAGUUCUAAUAGUUAGUGGUAAACGCCAAGUGCAAAGUUUUCAGCUUUAUUUAGUUCUCGUCACGUCUACACUCUCUGUCUCCAACAGUUUUGAAAGUACAAAGCACACGACAUAGUUAUAAUCAUAAAACAGGGUGGUUAGGUUUUUUUUUUGUUGAUUCAUAUAGAAUGAAGGUUUAUGAAUAAUUCUAAGCAAAUUUGUCUUACUGAUUGAUCGCUGGUUUGCUAGGUUAAAGCUUAAGAAAAAAUGAGGCUAGUUUAAAAUCUUUAAGACCAAUUUGAUCCAAGUGAAAAUAUGCUUAGAGUUAGCCAUAGAUAAUUGUUAGAUUUGUAGAAUCCAUAGUUUAUUUUAAGUAUUAUUCGACCCACCCAAACAUAAACAAACCUACAUCAUGACUUAAUGCAAUAGGCCAAAACUAAGCAACUCGACUGCCCUGGGCAAUGCAUUCCGGUUAGCCAGUCCCUCAUUAUUAAAACAUUUGUGCAAUAAUCUUGAACUAAACCGCACUAUGGAAAUGAUAUAGCUUAGAUUAAGGACUAGCUUCAUUUUAGAUGGAAAUAUUUAGACAGAAAAUUAGAUAAAUUUUGGUUUUAGUUUGCGCGAUUGGCGUUCGCAUCGAUUUGUUUAGACUGAUUAGCCUAAAACGAUUGCAAAAUUGGCAUGUAUUAUUAAUCUCAAUUAAUCUGUAACCAAUCCUAGAUCUAAAUCUCAACUAACCAAAAUACAGAAAUAUCUCGAUUGUAAAAUCCCUAAAUAUAUAUACACAGCAAGUGUAUGUAGGAUAUAAGUUUUAAAUGAGCAACGUAGUGGGGUAGCAAAAAAAAGAUAUAAGCCAAAUAUUACAUUACAUUCACUAGCAAUAUUGUAAAUAGUCGAUUAGGAUUUCCAGGCACGGUAAAAAAUAGCUCUAAUAACCGAUAAAAACCACUUAGACCUAAGUCUCCCUCUCAGCUCUGGUAUACAUGACGUAUACGAGGGUCAUUCAAAUAGUUACUACUGACUACAGAAACAAAGCAUUCAAAGCAAACAAGACAUAAACUUUAGAACUUUAAAUCCAGAACGUAAGAGAAAAGCAAAGAUCAAUGGAUCACUUCUAACGGAUACAACUGUUUUGUGUAUUUAUUUAUAAAAACUUAUUCAUUAUAUCUAAUUUUAUGGAUACAAGGAAAUAAAGUAUUAAAUGAAACCAA